CGUGCGCGCUGCUCCCUGCGGCCGCUGCCGCCUGUAACCUGCGCCGCCAGGAUGUGGCUGGGGGCUGACGUCGGGUCCAGAUGUGGCCCCGGCCCCGCCCACCCCCGGGGCCGGUCCGCCCACACGGAGCCGCGGCGCGCACGGAGGCUGUCCCGCCUGCCACAAUGCACGGUGGAACUGCGACCGCCACUAGCAGGGGUCGUGCCUAACGUCGCCGCUCGAUAUCCUUAAGACAGGCCGGCUCUGACGCCGCACGCGGACCCUCCUCGUUGGAGCCCCCCAUGCGCUCACCCUUCAGUGCCCGGCCAGGGGGACGCGGAGCCGCGCGGGUGACGGCAGAAGCGGCUGCGCGCCCAGCCUAGCCCAGCCCAGCCGGAGAAGAGGGCGCGCCGCGCCCCCGCCCCCCGCCGCUCUCCCGAGGCCGUGGGUGCGGAUGCGCCGCUGACGACUCCGGCGAGAGCACCGAGCGUCCGAGCCCGCAGCAUGGCAGCCGCCGCCUAUGUGGACCACUUUGCCGCCGAGUGCCUCGUGUCCAUGUCCAGCCGCGCGGUCGUGCACGAGCCGCGGGAAGGGCCUGAGCCCCGGCCCGAGGGCGCGGCCGCCGCCGCCGCCGCCGCCGCCGCCCCCACACUGCCCCGCGUUGACGAGCGCCGCGACGGCAAGGACAGCGCCUCGCUCUUCGUGGUGGCGCGGAUCCUAGCGGACCUCAACCAGCAGGCGCCGGCGCCCGCCCCCGUGGAACGCAGAGAGGGGGCUGCCGCGCGCAAGGCGAGGACCCCCUGCCGCCUGCCGCCCGCGCCCCCUGCUCCGCCGCCCGGUCCAGCGGAGCCCGCCUCCCCGGGACAAGCAGGCGCGCCGGCCGCGCCCCCCAGCCCGGCGUGGAGCGAGCCCGAGGCGGUACUGGAGCCAGAACCGGGCCCCGCGGGGAGCGGCGAGCCCGGACUCAGACAAAGGGGUCGGCGGGGCCGGAAUCGCGCGGACCUCGAGUCCCCGCAGAGGAAGCACAAGUGCCACUACGCGGGCUGUGAGAAAGUUUACGGGAAAUCUUCGCACCUCAAGGCGCACCUGAGAACUCACACAGGUGAGAGGCCCUUUGCUUGCAGCUGGCAGGAAUGCAACAAGAAGUUCGCCCGCUCGGACGAGCUGGCACGGCACUACCGCACGCACACGGGCGAGAAGAAGUUCAGCUGCCCCAUCUGCGAGAAGCGCUUCAUGCGGAGCGACCACCUGACGAAGCAUGCACGCCGCCACGCCAACUUCCACCCGGGCAUGCUGCAGCGGCGCGGCGGGGGCUCGCGGACCGGCUCGCUCAGCGACUACAGCCGCUCGGAUGCCAGCAGCCCCACCAUCAGCCCGGCCAGCUCGCCCUGAGCGCCCGCGCCCGGACCGCGCCUCGCCCCUUUCGUAAUAGGAAAGCUGAGCGAACUUGAGAAGUCCCACAGCAAAACACUUUUCUUCACCUCAGGUGUCAAUUUUUAACAAAAAUGAAAAAAAAAUUUUUUUUUUUCUCAAAAAAAAAAAGAAAAAAAUACACCACCCACAAAUUGCACAAUAGAGCUAUCCACGAAGUUGAUAUUCAGCGGUGUUGAACCCCUCCCCCCCUUUCUCAGGGAUGGACGCGGUCCAUGAGGUCAGUGAGGACAUGCCUUUCUGCCGCCUUACUCUGUACAUAGAUUUGCACUCUGGAGUUUUCUGUGAGGUUGGGGAUCACGCUGGGGCAGAACAGGCCAUCUGGGAAAGACGUGGUCACUGACAUUGUGCUUUUUACAGCAGACUCCCAAAGGCCUGUGACCUCUCCUUACCUACCACUCAGUUGCGGUCCUCUGCCCGCUGGCCUGGCUUAGAGCACAGGUGGGCCUGAGGGACUGGCCACCUCACAGGGAUGUGGUAAGCCAUGACAGACCAUGGGAAGGAGCACUUGCCUGUGGAACUGUGGAGGACAGCUGCCUCCUAAGGCUGAUCUUGCCUGCCUACCUGCCUGACUUUCUACAUACAGAAAUCCUCAGAAAAAUGCAGGCCAGGUGCAAAUCCUGCCUGGAUUGGCACAUCGUUGCUGCCGACAACCCAGGAGGCGGUCUGGGCCCUGCCUGCCCUACAAGAAGGCGCCUGGGACCUGUCAACAUCACACCAUGUUCUCAGACUGGGAAAUAGUGCCCCGGGCACAUUGUGCUGAAACUGCUUCCCCCCCAAGUUGGUGUUGUUUUCUCCAGUUCCCUAAGCUCUCGUGCCCUGGGCCACUGUGAAGGCACUUCUGUUUGAAGCAGCGUACAGAACCAUCAUGCGCCCCUCUGCCUCUUCAGUUUCUGUGUGUGCCCCUGCGAGUGGCAGCACAAACACACCCCACCGGGGACUGCCGGUGGCGAAGGCAUUGGCAGGUGGAACUUCUCAGAGCAGUACAGCAGGUGUUAUGGGAGACGCUAUUAGAGAAGCAAGGAUUCUGCUUCUCUGGGGGACCUCACAGGAAAGUUGUGGGAAUCGCCCUCUCAGAACCUUGAACACAGACUUAGCAAAGCUACAGUGCCAGCCACACUGUUGCAUUUCCCCACGUUCCCUCCUGCUUCUGUCUGCCCUGACGGGGAGCACCCAAACCACACUCAGUCUGCAGUGUGGGUGGCGUCGGGGUCGGGGUCAGGGUCGGGUGGCCUGCUGGUAGAGCAGCAGGAGUAGAGGCCAGAGAAACUGCCCUGUUUCUCCUGGAGCCCAGACACGGGCUGCAAUUGGCUUCAGGUGCUGGGCCUCAUCAGCAAGACCAUGUUCUGGCUGCUUCUCUGCAGGUCCUGAGAGUGUCCAUCUACUCCCACCCUGCGGAGGCCCAGGCAGGCAUUUCCUCCCCUUCUCCCAAGAACUGGGGCCUAAGAACACAAGGCCCUAGGACUGCAUAUGUGUGUGUGUGUAUGUGUGUGUGUAUGUAAGUAUGUAUGUAUGUAUGUAUUGGGUGGGUGGGUUUGGGAUGGACUUGGUUUAUCUUACAGAGACCUCUCUUUAUUUUGAUGUGGAGGAUCAGCCCUUGUGACUCAAGAGGGCCGUAGAUGGGCUUCCUGGGCCCAGUGUGCCUUGGUUUUGGCCAUUCCGCCUCCACCCCAACCCUCAUGCAGCAAGGGGGUGUAGCGCAGGGAAAACCCAGAGACCAUGCCCAGCCAAGUCUGCAGUUUUUGGCUGUUGUCAUAUGGCUCCCACGUGGAUCUGGGGCAUCCCUUUCUAACUACCUGUGUCAGCUGUAAGAGGCUAAUGGCAUAUGGUGGCUCGUGGUAGCACAGUAGGUGCCGAGUUGGGCUGUGGCAUUGUGGCUGCCAAAAAUGGGCAUGGUGGGUGGGGAUGGUCCCUGCCCUGGUCCACUGCAAAGCUGGUGACAGCUCUGCUUGCAUUUCAUCUGGGGAAGAGAAUGGAGUAUGUGGCUGGGACCUUGACUGAAGGGAACCCUGGGUGCUUGGGGUGUGGCGAUCUUCAUGCUGAGUUCCAAAGUGUAGCCCCUCCCAAAGUCAUUUGUGUGAGGCAGAGAAAGCCACACUCUGAACACAUUUCAUGUCUCAGGAAUUCACAUUCCAGAUUCAGGAAUUUUAUUCCAAAGUCCUUUGGUGCACCUACAUCCUUGGUUCUGAAAACAGAGAGGCAGCAGUGUGCCCCAAAGGCCAGCCAAGGUCUCUCCUUGGGAGGAGCGAGGCGUCUCCUUGUGAUCUACCCACAGAGUCACAGAAGGAGGCUUUCUAACUCCGCCACUGUCUGCACAUAGGAAGGCUAAAAAGGACUCUAAGCCCCGUCAUCUUGGAAUAAAAGACAGAGCUGGUUUGUUUUAGAGCGGGUUGGGGGGUGGGGGAGGGAAAGUGGGCGUAGGCUGUUUCCAAAGAGAGCACUUAAUUUAAUUUUUCCUCUGAAUGACCCAGGGCUGUUCCAUCUGAUAGAUGGAAGGGUAAUGUUGCCUUAAAACAGAAAUAUGCAGGCGUUGGCUAUUUUUGGCAAAUGAACGUGUCUUCAUUCCCAAAGUGGUUCUCCUUUAAUGGCAGGGUGCAGUCCUUCCACAUGGGGCCGAGGCACCUCGCAUGGAUCCCCACCCCCAUAUCAUCUGGAGCGGCAGUUCAUCUCAUCAAGGGGUGGGGGAAGGGAGGAACAUGACUAGAUUCAGUUCCAGUGGGUUCUCAUUAGGUUCCCAUCUCCUCGUCCCAUCACGUCAUAAACAAGGGAUGCCUUCUAAGAUGCAGAGUGUCUUCCCAGCCCAGGUCUGUCGCAGGGUCUUUGAUUUUUUUUUUUUUUUUUUUUUGUUUUGCUUUGUUUUGUUUUGUGGUUAUGGCCAUAUAUUCUGAUUUCAAGUUUGACUGAGGAACCCACAGGGUACCCAGAAAUAAUACUGAAAAAUCAAAUCUUUAUUUUAGAGACGGGAAGCAGAGAUCCCACAAUGAAAGUGCCUGAGUGAAGGGAGAGUUCCCUACAGCAGUGUCUGAAAGGAACUCUGGACUUCAGCCAUCAGGGAGCUGGAGUUUAGUUCAUGUCCCAAAUGAGAAAGUCCAUCUGCAUCAGCCAUAUUAGGGGGCCACUGUCUGUUCCCCAGAUGCCUACUGAAUCCUACAGCCAUACAGAAAACAGCCCUUUCUAAAGGGGGCUUUUGGUUCUCUCUUGAUGGGUGCUACGUAGGGAUGGACAGUGAUGCCCUUGAUGGGGGUGUGGUCCUGGAGGUGCCCACCUGUGUUCUGCCAUGAACAGACCCUACCCACAGGACCUGAGGUGCAAGGACCCCACCUCCAGCCCACCCCAUCUCAACUUUGUUCUGAGGCCAGCAUUGGGACAGGUGCAGGAUUCGCCAGAGUGCAGCCUUCAGGUGCAAAGUCUUGCGCCCUGGUGAUCCCCAGUGAAGGAUGCUUUAGAUGUGGAGUCAGACUCGGGAGGGAAGGUGGCAUUCUGUGGUCCCAAGAGAAAUGUGGCAGAACAGGGCCCAGGGGUUAUCUUUCAAGACUUCUGCCUCCCAGCUCCGCUCCGUCCAGAAGACUGGCCCUUUUCUUGCCAGAAGCAGGCGCUACGAUGGACUGCACGGGGUCAAAGCAUUUCCUAGAGGCUUCAUCUGGGAUCUCCACCAAGCAGGGGCACCAUCCAUGUAAGACAAAUUUGAGCAAUAGCUUGGCCUCGUUUAUCAGCUCCUGGUAAUGAAUGGCUUUGUUUGCAAGGCUACCUAUUUUGACUUCUGACACAUUUUACCAAUUGUUCCCCCUCACACCCCUCCACUUUACAAAAGGCCAUUGGGUCAGUGACAGUGCUAGAAGGUUUAUGUGUAGCGAUGUUGUGACAGUAAGAAAUGCUUUGUAGGUCACCCACAUUUCUUGCUUCUCAAAGUUUCCAUCUCUCAGUGUUGGUGGCCGUAUCUUUCAAAGCUAAAUCCAGAUGUUGACUCACUGUUUUGAAAUCAGGAUGGCACUAGGAAAGAGCCAGGUCCUAUGACUAAUUUUCCUGAUUCUCAGUCUUUGAAGGUUUGUCCUGGACACAUUCCAGAGAAUUUUUGUAACCGAACAUGGAUGCCCAAUCCAGCAUACUACUGAUACAGGCUUGAGCACUGCGGAGGGAGAGGCUCUUCUUGCUGGCCAGCUGACCUCCAGAGAAAGUCAGAGCUCUCCCGGAGGCCCCAGUCCACCAGGGAAGGAAGGCUUGCUUGGUUUGAUCCUCCCCUCCCACUUCCAGGGUUAGUGGACUCUCCGGAACUCUCUCUAGCCCAGUUGUCGGUCAUGUUCUCCCCCUCCCCCAUCUCACACAGCUUUAAAACUUCACUACUUUUAUUUAGAAACAAACAGGAUGGCAGAGAAGACACCUCCCCCACAUUCCUGGGGGUGGGCAGGAAACAGGUCAGGCCCAAGGGUGGGGUUUUCUCCCUACUGUUCCCCCAGUGUGGUACUGCGGGUCCACUGCCUGUGCUCAUUAGUAAGGGACGCCUGUGAGCUGAACACCAGUGGGCCAGGUUGCCCUUCUUAGUACUGAGAACCCAGGAGUGGCCAGGGCUACUUCUCUCGAGAGUCAGACACUGCCUGGUCAUCUGCCCAGUAUCAUACCCAAGUUAAGAUGUCUACCCUAGUACGUGGGUUGGAAGUAUCUCCCUGUUUCCCCACCGCACACUGGAGACCCUGAGUGCCCAGUGUGGAGACACCGUGGACAGUAACACAAGGCUCCCCACUGAGCCACUAUGCAUUGUUGCAUCAGAGCUCCUGUCCCUCCUUGGUGACUGGAAAUCCUUGCUGUGGUUUUGUUGGCUAGACCCAGGUGACUGCUUCCCAUCCAAAGCCAUCAGUGAAACUUCUGUGGGAUCCUUUGCCAAAACCCCAAGGCAAAAUCCAAGGGUCCAAGGCCAUUUCCAUCAAGUUCCCAGUUUCCUUUUCCAUAGGAACUUUUUUUUUUUAACCUAGCUCCCAACAUGCUUCCAAAGGCCAUGUUCUGUCUUUUCCUGGAUCACUACAGUGAAGUAUUACAGUUGUACAGUUCCCAAUCUGGCCUUGGCUUGCUUGGAUAAAACUUUGUUAUGUAUUUUGUAAGGCAUAGAUUCUAUAUUGUAAUGUCCUAUGCAAAAGAAAAAUUAAUGAAAUUGUAAAUUUUAUUGUUUUAACAUGUAUGCAUGUUUAGUGACGUUUACAUUUUGAAAUAAAAUUUAUGAUUCAUUA
Molecule: messenger RNA, 6629 nt
Organism: Meriones unguiculatus (Mongolian gerbil)
Lineage: Eukaryota; Metazoa; Chordata; Mammalia; Rodentia; Muridae
Gene: Klf13
Product: KLF transcription factor 13
Exons: 2
Coding region: 484-1371 (295 amino acids)
Biological process (GO): regulation of transcription by RNA polymerase II
Molecular function (GO): RNA polymerase II cis-regulatory region sequence-specific DNA binding; DNA-binding transcription factor activity, RNA polymerase II-specific
Source: RefSeq, a predicted model, not a curated record